GACGACUGCGAGCGCACGUAAGUCAAGAAAUGGUGGCUGUCUGCGCAGCCAACAAGUUCAGAUCGAGGCGGUUUUUGGUUCGGAUCUCGCUUAUUUUAGUGGCCCUUGCCUUAUUCUCAUACGGUUUCUCUUACUUUCUAAUAUCGAAUGCCGAGAACGAUCCGCUCUUUUACGGCCACUACCGAACCGACCACAGUCAUUACACGGGAUCACCGGAAAAUGUUUCUGAGCCGAUCAUACUCUGGUGGACACCAUUCACCAAACAAGCUGGUCAUACGAAGGCAUGUGGCAACAAAAGAUGCUUCUUUACGGAAGACCGGAUAUUUUUCAACCAUACGAACUUGCAAGCCGUGAUGUUUUAUGGAAGUGAACUUGAAAUAGGGGACUUGCCUUUGCCUAGAAAACUGAAUCAUGACUGGGCUCUGCUUCAUGAAGAAUCGCCAAAGAACAACUUCAUCUUCUGCAUGUCAAAUAUUCUUCGCUGGUUCAAUCAUACUUCGACGUUUCGAAGAAAAUCUGACCUUCCUCUGACACUGCAAUAUCUUAACUAUAUUUCUGACCUCACAAGCAAGGAGUUCUUUGUUGAGACCUCCUCUAAAACAAGAGCGUGGGCUAACCAGUCACUGAUUGCCUAUGUACAAUCAGACUGCAACACACCUAUUGAACGUGAUGCAUUUGUCUCCGAACUAAUGGAUUACAUAAGCAUUGACUCUUAUGGAAAGUGCCUCCACAACAAAGACCUUCCAAAGGAGCUGGCGAAUGCAAUGGAUGCUAUGGACAACAAAGCAUUUUGGCACCUUCUUGCAAACUACAAGUUUCACAUUGCCAUAGAAAACUAUGUCUGUGAGGACUACAUCACUGAGAAACUGUGGCGACCACUCAUUGUUGGGUCAGUGCCUAUCUACUUCGGGUCGCCAUCAGUUGUUGAUUGGUUACCAAAUUAUGCUGACAGUGCCAUUCUUAUUGCUAACUACAGUAGCCCUAAAGAACUAGCAGAGGUAAUCAAGAAAAUAGAUGGUAAUGACAUGUUGUAUGAAAGUUUUCUAGGUCACAAAAUGCACAGAAGGGUCACUAACAAGGCUCUCUUGAGCGCCAUGAAGAAGCGUAAGUGGGGUGUGAAUGACCAUAAAAGACCAAGCUUUGUGGAGGAAUUUGAGUGCCUCAUUUGCUCAAGGGUUUGGAGGAGGCUGAAGAACCCAGGCACUGAGAGUUUCAUUGCCAAUGCUAGCCACUACAGCUGUGACAUGCCUCAGGCCAUGCUAAAGAGACAGGGCGAAAGUUUCUGGAAGCAGCUGUACAGGCAAGCUAAAACGGAGGCAAAGGUACUUGAGGACUUACUUCUGGCAAACAUGCCCUUUGGUGAGCAGGAUGUGCAGAACAAGAUUCUGAGCUUACUACAGGCACAGUCAUCACGUUUAAAAAACUGGUGAUGUUGCAUUCAGUCUUAUAACCUGUGAACAUACAUAUUCAGGCAGCCAAUUACAAGUAUCCAGUAAAGACCAUUUAACUUUCUGUUAUGGAUCAACAUGUAUGUGCAGCCUUUCCACAUUUGUGUACAACAUGUUGACUGCACUUCAGAUAGCAGCGACAACAUUUACAGGUUUCUAUGGUCUGGAACUUGUGAACAUGCACUACUGCAUAGGCAGUUGUUUCUUUUGCAUGUUCCAAGAAAUCUGCCUUGCAACAAGCAGACACUAGAGAAUGUGGGCAGUGCAUUCUGGAGCACACAGCAUGCUUGUACUUCUCAAGUACAGUAGGAGUUAUGCAUGCAUUUGUCUGACUGAGGCUCAAUUUUGUCUUUGCAAGGUCUCAAGUUGAACAUUCCACUUAAUUCUUAUCUUUAAUUUGCAAUCACACCAACUGGUUAAUGUCAUAAUGUUGAUUUUUACUUCAUUGGAAUUGUCCUGAGAAUGCAUCAGCCAUCUUUUCACACAAAUGCACGCCCUUGAAGUUUAUGCAUCAUGGCUUGUUUAAAGACAUUGAAAGCAAACAUUAACUCAGGUUAAACUGGUAGUUAAUCCUGGAACUCACCCUUUACUUUGCAGUAGUAGCGUAUGUGGCAAACAUGAUUUCUUUAGCUUGCAGAUUGAGACAUAAAUGACGUCACUGCCAUGACACCUCAAAUUUCACAACUUUAGUUUUGCCGAAACUGUUGCAUUUUGUCCCACAGGGACCCAAAACAUAACAAAAGCUACUGACUGCAUUGCAUUUUUCUUUUGAUAGUGCUCAUUGUAAUGCACCUUAUUCCUUUAACCAUUAGAGGUUAUGGACUGAAACGUGGCUGCAAUGUGGUGUUGUGGUGCUUCAGUCAGAAUUAGCACCAAAUGUGAUGUUUCUGGUUGUUCUGCAGCAGAUGGCAAUGUGAUAUGCUUGGUAAUUUAAGCCAAGGACACUCAUUUUCUCGUGCAUCUAAUGUGGUGUGGCCACUUCACACAACUGGAAUUAAGUUUUAUGGGAUUCUGUGUACGGACGUAGAAGUGAAUUUAGCUUAAAUAUAGAAAGCGGUCUUAUUAUUCGCUUGUGUGUAGGCUGGUUGCAUUAAAAUGACAACAAAACAAGUGUAAUGAUGCCAACAUUCAAGGGUGGAUUUCUGUUUAUGGUUCUGCACCAGCCUUGGCAGCAGUGAGCCUGCGAUCCCAAGAAACUUUUGGCCCCGUGUCUCAUUAGCCUACUAAGGCACAAAAAAAAGCAUCAAAUUGGCCGUGUACAAGAUGCCCCUUUCUACGUUUUCAAAUAAAAUAAACGCAUAUCAUCCUUCGAAUAUAAUUUUUUUUGUAAUAUGGCGAAAUUGAUUUGUAAAUCUGUGAUUAGCUGCAGAGGAAGACUUGAAAAUUUGUGGGCUUCUGUUUUGCCGCACCACUGCGGUUUGCCACUAUCUAUCUUGCCCACUCUGUGUGGGGAAAAGUGGAAGCUUGCCAAUGUCUCUGCUUAUAAACAGCAAAAUGGUUUAUAUGUCAUGCCUACAUAGUCAAACAUGUGAACAAGCCUCUUCAAUGCCGGCUGUGCGGGUACAUUGUGCACAAAACUCCAGGCAUCAGCUACAGCUGUGGCAGCAGCACCUUAUUUUUAAAUGCCUGAGAAUGGGAUCUACAGCAGAGGAAAAAUAGCAUAUCUGUAUGGCAUUCCACAGGCAAUAUAUUGGCCUAGCAUUAAAGGUUAUCUGCAUGUCAGCGAUUUUGAGAGAUAGGGCAAUGCAGAAUGAAAACAGUGAAAACAAAGCUUUGCUUUCGUGGAUUGCUAUCCAUUUCUAUAAUGGUUGCCCUGUCUACCGCUCAAUUUCUAGACUGCUAGAAAAUGUCACCAGCGACAUUGGGUGCUUGUCAUAUCACCAACUUGUUCACAUUCUCCUACAAUGAUGAUGUUCCGGUCAAAGAAAUUUCACCAUCUGUAGCUUGGGAGGCUGCUGGUGAGUUAAGUAUGAGCCUCCACAGAUUUGUAACCCUUGAUCUGGGGCCAUAUUUUGUAGUAAUCUUUCCGUUUAUCAUCCGUUGUGCCAAGGCCAAUUCUGGCAAUAAGCACAUCAUGUUGGCGUCUGAGCCAAGAUGAAGGGUGAAAGAAUGCAAAAAUUAAAUGGAUUCUUAUAAAAUAUGGUCUCCUGCUCUCGUCUGUCUAUAUAUGUCCCGUGUGAAACAAAUGCACAUGGUCUGCUUUCGGAUGCUUGUGUUCACCACUCUUCAAAUGUGCUCCUCUGGCUUUGCCAACAUUACCUCGCCAGCGCAACUCCUAAUGAUGGCAAUGCUUGUGUUACACCUGGUGCCACAAAAGAAUUCUACAUAAUUGCUCCCCGGCUGAAGAAGUCGUACGCCAAAGUAUGAAGUUGAAACAAUGCUUGAAAGUAACGCAGACAACUGCCAGAGAAGAGCUACACAACCACAAGCAUGGGAAACUAUCGUUGAUGUGAUUUAGGUCUUUUACUGACAUCACAGCCAAAUUGCAUGCAUCUUAUAGAAAACGCUCUUAAGGCAUGCCAAAAAAAAACAA
Molecule: messenger RNA, 3981 nt
Organism: Dermacentor silvarum
Lineage: Eukaryota; Metazoa; Arthropoda; Arachnida; Ixodida; Ixodidae
Gene: FucTB
Product: alpha-(1,3)-fucosyltransferase 10-like
Exons: 8
Coding region: 30-1430 (466 amino acids)
Cellular component (GO): membrane
Molecular function (GO): alpha-(1->3)-fucosyltransferase activity
Source: RefSeq, a predicted model, not a curated record